GAUACGCACCACAACAUCUGGCGUCUCUACACAUUAAUAUUCAUCCAACAAAUAAGUCAUUUUAAAACGCCGUUUUCCGAAAGUGGGAUAUUGCAAGAUGCGUUAGUACGAAGUUUACAUGUAACUGAAGUUUUUGCACUUUUAGCCUGUAAACCCUAAAUAUAGUUUUGCUAAUCUGGACCGAAUCGGUAUCAUUGAUCAUGUUAAAACAUACGGCAAAUUAUCCAUUUUACACAGACAUCAUCAUGCUGUCCGAGGAUGAAGAGAAUCGGAGUGAGAGUGACGGAAGCUCGGACCGGAGUUAUGGAUGGUCACCGGGCUCAGACUUACGCCAGGGGAUGAUGACCGGCGACGUAGUCUUCAUUAAGCAGCGGAGAGCCGCCAAUGCCAGGGAGCGGGACCGCACAAUGAGCGUGAACACGGCCUUCUCGGCCCUCCGGACUCUCAUACCCACCGAGCCGGUGGACAGAAAACUCUCCAAGAUAGAAACCCUGCGCUUAGCCUCCAGCUACAUCUCGCAUUUAGGGAACGUCCUGUUGACAGGAGAGGGCGGUACGGAUGGACAGCCGUGCAUGAGAGCUGUGCGCUGCGCUCAGGCUGAUAGUGAAUUAAAGCAACGCAGAGCAAUAUGCACCUUUUGCCUCAGCAAUCAAAGGAAGGGGGUGAAAGAUGGCAGAGAUUCUAGAAAGUUGCAUGGGGUCAGUUCGCUGCGAACAGGCCACAGGUAAAGGGCACUCUCGUUAAGCGGAGUUGCAGUCCGUGUGCGAGUCGCACGGAGGGGCCCCUAGCUGGAACCCUGGAGGGCUGUGCAGAGAGCUGGGAAAAGAGAACAUGAUACGUGUGAUUUAACAUGGACUGUUCAGGCAACAGGGGACCCACAUAAGUGGAAAUAUCAUGACAGAUUAAUUUAAUUUGUAUUUGAUGAUUUGGAUUUAGCCAGAGUGAAAUCUUAUUUUCUGAGAACUGGUGAUAUCCUUUGUUUAAUGAAUACACACACACACACAUUUUUAAAUAUUAUUUGUGUAAUUCUGUUUUUGUCAUAUUUGAAAGGCAUCUCAUUGUGAAAGAAUGAAUGCAUUACGAUAUCCUGUGGUGACUAACUUCUUUACGUCUGCAGUGCUAAUUAUGCAGUGUACAGUUUACUUUAAUUCCACCACAGAAACAUUAGAGAUUACAUUUCCUAAGAAUAUACAAAGAACAUUAGUGAUUAGAGUGGCUGCUUCCAGGAUACGACACUGGACAGUACAUAUGAAUUUGUUCAGUUUAAACAUUACUGAUUACUGCCAUUUCUCUUGAUUAUAUUUUUAAAACGCACGUAAAAUAUGUAUUUAAUAAGGCACAAAGAAAAUCAUAUAUCACAAAUAAUUUAUAAUAGAACUAAUUUAAGGUGGUCAUUCAGUAGACAACUUUGAUAUUACUUAAUUUGGUCAGAGACUCAUAAGAGGGCUGUAUGGCAGGACUGCGCAAUUCCAAACUUACGAGUCAAAGCAGUUCAGUUUAUGCUGAAUUGUACUCCCUGAGCUCUGAAUUAUAAAUAUAAAUAAUUAUAAAUGUUUCACUACAGUUUUCAUUGUAUAAUAACAGUUACUAUUGGGUGCAUGAGUUUGGGAAUCCUUGUACAUCCCUGUAAUGAAUGUAUUCUCUUAAAAAAAAAAAAGAAA
This is a messenger RNA of Brienomyrus brachyistius, 1661 nucleotides long. Its product is annotated as transcription factor 15-like. The transcript is spliced from 2 exons. Gene Ontology annotation, molecular function: DNA-binding transcription factor activity, RNA polymerase II-specific; RNA polymerase II transcription regulatory region sequence-specific DNA binding; protein dimerization activity. The record is from RefSeq and is a predicted model, not a curated record. Gene Ontology annotation, biological process: developmental process; regulation of transcription by RNA polymerase II. Bases 201 to 728 code for a protein of 175 amino acids. NCBI's taxonomy places the organism in Eukaryota, Metazoa, Chordata, Actinopteri, Osteoglossiformes, Mormyridae.